Hypanus sabinus (Atlantic stingray) is the source of this 3706-nucleotide messenger RNA. It is a transcript of the gene copb1, whose product is annotated as COPI coat complex subunit beta 1. NCBI's taxonomy places the organism in Eukaryota, Metazoa, Chordata, Chondrichthyes, Myliobatiformes, Dasyatidae. Gene Ontology annotation, biological process: intracellular protein transport; intra-Golgi vesicle-mediated transport; endoplasmic reticulum to Golgi vesicle-mediated transport. The record is from RefSeq and is a predicted model, not a curated record. The transcript has 22 exons. Gene Ontology annotation, molecular function: structural molecule activity. Gene Ontology annotation, cellular component: COPI vesicle coat; cytoplasm. Bases 196 to 3054 code for a protein of 952 amino acids.
CGUCUGCCGGCCACCGUCCUGGCUGAGGGAGCAGUUCCACGUCAGCCGGAGGAGGUGGCAAGUGGGUCCGGAUACACGGCGGGGUGUUGAGUGCUAGUCGCGGGCGAUCGGGACACCGGCUCCGAGUGACUCUGUCCUCCUCCCUUGUCUUGACAAUUGUCUACGUUUUUGAGAUAGUCUCCAAACGCUGCCAACAUGACAGCUGCAGAAAAUGUCUGCUAUACACUCAUAAAUGUCUCAUUGGACUCUGAGCCUCCAAAUGAAAUUAAUCUAAAAGUAGACUUAGAAAAGGGAGAUGUGAAGACUAAAACUGAUGCCUUGAAAAAAGUGAUCAUCAUGAUUUUGAAUGGCGAGAAACUCCCAGGGCUCCUCAUGACAAUCAUUCGGUUUGUGUUGCCACUACAAGAUCAUACAAUCAAAAAACUGCUGCUUGUCUUUUGGGAGAUUGUUCCUAAGACCACUGCCGAUGGCAAGUUGUUGCAGGAGAUGAUACUUGUGUGUGAUGCCUACAGAAAGGACCUACAACACCCAAAUGAGUUUAUUCGAGGGUCCACUCUGCGAUUUUUGUGCAAAUUGAAGGAACCAGAGCUUUUAGAGCCACUGAUGCCAGCUAUACGUGCCUGCUUGGAACAUCGACACAGUUACGUACGCAGAAAUGCUGUGUUGGCCAUCUACACCAUAUACAGGAACUUUGAAAACCUUAUUCCUGACGCUCCUGAGUUGAUUCAUGAUUUCUUGGUGAAUGAAAAAGAUGCCAGUUGUAAACGGAAUGCUUUCAUGAUGCUUAUCCAUGCUGAUCAGGACCGAGCUCUGGAUUACCUGAGUACUUGCAUUGAUCAGGUUCAUACUUUUGGAGACAUUCUGCAACUGGUUAUAGUUGAGUUGAUUUACAAGGUGUGCCAUGCCAAUCCCACAGAGAGAGCCCGUUUCAUUCGCUGCAUCUACAACUUACUCCAGUCCUCGAGCCCUGCAGUGAAGUAUGAAGCUGCUGGUACUUUAGUUACCCUCUCAAGUGCCCCAACUGCUAUCAAGGCUGCUGCUCAGUGCUACAUUGAUUUGAUUAUCAAAGAGAGUGACAACAAUGUGAAACUGAUAGUUCUUGAUCGCCUGAUUGAACUACGAGAGCAUCCCACACAUGAGAGGGUGCUGCAGGAUUUGGUGAUGGAUGUCCUGCGAGUUCUGACCUCCACAGACCUGGAGGUUCGCAAGAAAACACUGCAGCUGGCUCUAGAUUUAGUUUCUUCUCGUAACGUUGAAGAGCUUGUCAUAGUUCUAAAGAAAGAAGUCAUCAAAACAAAUAAUGUGUCAGAACAUGAAGACACCGACAAAUACCGACAACUUCUAGUCAGGACGUUACAUUCAUGCAGUGUCCGUUUUCCUGACAUGGCUGGAAAUGUUAUCCCAGUGCUAAUGGAGUUCCUUAGUGAUACCAAUGAGGCAGCUGCUGCUGACGUUCUUGAGUUUGUGCGAGAAGCCAUUCAGAGGUUUGAAGGCCUUCGUCCAGUUAUUGUGGAGAAAAUGUUGGAGGUAUUCCAUGCCAUUAAAUCCGUCAAGAUAUACAGGGGAGCUCUUUGGAUUUUGGGUGAAUAUUGCAGCUCUAAAGAGGACAUUCAGAGUGUAAUGACUGAAGUUCGUCGGUCAUUAGGUGAGAUUCCAGUUGUUGAUUCUGAGAUAAAGAAGGAAGCUGGUGAACUGAAAAUGGACGAUGACAUUCAGGUAGUUCCCACACAAAAACUUGUGACGGAGAUGGGAACCUAUGCAACUCAGAGUGCCCUUAGUGCAAAGCCUUCCAAAAAGGAUGAAGAGAGACCACCUCUACGUGGAUUCCUGCUGGAUGGGGAUUUCUUCGUGGCUGGUGCCCUUGCAACUACAUUGACCAAGAUAGCUUUACGUUAUAUGGUACUUAUGCAAGAUAAAAAGAAGCAAAAUAGCUUUGUUGCAGAGUCUAUGCUCAUUAUGGCUACCAUUUUGCACCUUGGUAAAUCAUCACUCCCAAAGAAACCAAUCACUGAUGAUGAUGUGGACUGUAUCUCGCUCUGCCUCAAAGUUCUUGCAGAGUGUUCCCCUCUGAUGAGUGAUAUUUUCAAUAAAGAAUGCAGAAAAUCACUCUCUCAAAUGCUGUCAGCCAAACUGGAAGAAGAGAAACUUUCUCAGAAGAAACAGUCAGAAAAGAGAAAUGUAAUUGUGCAGGCAGACGAUCCCAUUUCCUUCAUGCAGCUGAUGGCCAAGAAUGAAAUUACUUCUAAAGAAGACCAGUUUCAGCUCAGCUUAUUAGCUGCAAUGGGUAACACACAACGAAAAGAAGCUUCUGACCCCUUGGCCUCCAAGCUCAGUAAGGUUACACAGUUGACUGGUUUCUCAGAUCCGGUAUACGCAGAAGCAUACGUACAUGUUAAUCAGUAUGACAUUGUACUUGAUGUACUUGUGGUCAAUCAAACAAGUGACACACUUCAGAACUGCACUCUGGAACUAGCUACAUUGGGUGAUCUUAAGCUUGUCGAGAAGCCUUCACCCCUGACUCUUGCUCCUCACGAUUUUGCUAAUAUCAAGGCAAAUGUCAAAGUAGCUUCGACAGAAAAUGGCAUCAUUUUUGGUAAUAUAGUUUAUGAUAUUUCUGGAGCAGCAAGUGACCGAAAUUGUGUGGUACUGAGUGACAUUCACAUUGACAUCAUGGACUAUAUUCAGCCUGCAUUGUGCUCUGAUGCCGAGUUCCGUCAGAUGUGGGCAGAAUUUGAAUGGGAAAACAAGGUUACAGUUAAUACGAACAUUACUGAUCUAAAUGAAUAUUUGCAGCACAUUCUUAAAUCUACCAACAUGAAGUGUUUGACUCCAGAGAAGGCACUUUCUGGUUACUGUGGUUUUAUGGCUGCCAACCUUUAUGCACGAUCCAUAUUUGGAGAAGAUGCACUUGCAAAUGUUAGCAUAGAAAGUCCAGUUCAUCUUGGACCUGAUGCUCCCGUGACUGGUCACAUACGCAUUCGAGCAAAGAGUCAGGGAAUGGCUCUCAGUUUGGGUGAUAAGAUCAACCUGUCCCAGAAGAAAGUAAAAGCAUAGCAGUUUUUUUCAAACACCAGUGCGCUUAAAUUAAUGUUAGUUUAAUCCAUCAAUAUCUACAAGUUUAUCUAAUACAAGAUCAUAGAUGCUGAAUAUGCUGAAGAGAGCUUGUGAUUUGUUGACGUUUCCAUAAAAUGAAGCUUCUAUUAUACAAUUCAAAAGACUGUAGAAUCGUUUCAUUAUGUCUUUUUUGUCUUGCUGUAGACAUUCUUGUUUUACACUAAAGUUUAUCCAUUAUAAUAAACAUAAUUCUCAAUGUGUUCAUUGUUCAUCUGGUGUUGGGAGUUGAGAUACUUGUAUGAAUAUUUGUUGUGAAGAAUGUGGUUACCAAAAGAUGGAAAAUUGUCAUGCCCAUAUUACUUGUGUAUACUUACCUCUGGCCAAGAUGUAACAAUCCAGUUUGAAAGAGUUUUUUUCUCCCUCUUCUCCCCCCCCCCCCACCUCUUAAAAUCAAUACAGUGGAUAUUUAUUGAAUCUCAAACUACAUUCUGACAGCAGUGCCAUCUGCACAGUGUAUUAAGGAUAAAUGGUGUAACUGAGGUUACUUUGAAAUGUAUAGCAAUCUCAAAUAUUAAGGAGUUAACCUUUUUUUACAUGUUAUAUAAAUGAUGCAACACAUUAUAAUAAAAAAAAGGGCAGAGCUUUUACCUGA